This is a messenger RNA of Strongylus vulgaris, 293 nucleotides long. NCBI's taxonomy places the organism in Eukaryota, Metazoa, Nematoda, Chromadorea, Rhabditida, Strongylidae. The record is from the annotation of a GenBank genome assembly.
AUGUUCAGUCUUUAUCCUUAUUACAAGAAGUUCAACGAUAGUCAUCCCGUCAACGGUGGUCUUCCAGAGGUGGAAAACAAUAUUACUAAGCUGAUUCCCAACACAAACUUCAAUGGCUUAGCCGUUAUUGGCCUCAAGGAGUGGCGUCCUCGCUAUAACCAAAACAACUGGGGAGCCACACAAGUUUUUCGAAGACAAUUAAUUCGACUGGCAAGAACACAUCACUUCCUAUUAAAAGACGAAAAGAAAAUCAACGAAACCGCUGAGGAAGACUUCAAAGCAACUAAGUGAGU